CUCGGAAUAGGAUGUCGACUGGCCCGCCGCCGAAGUUUAAGCCUGAUAAUAGAUUUGACCGUCGUGACCGAGAGAGAGAUAGGGGCAGACAUGAUCGCAGAGACUUUCGGGAUCGUGGCUUUCGUGAACACAGGGAUGGACGUGAUUCUCGGAGAGAUGACCGUCGGUUUGAUCACCGUUCUGAUAAAAGAAGAGGAGACAGAAGACAUGACUUCCGUCCUGAGCGUCGCCGUCAUGAUCGUUCCCCAGAGCCGAAAGAGCCCAAGGAAUGGAAGGAGCCCAAGGAAUGGAAGGAGCCCAAGGAAUGGAAGGAGCCCAAGGAAUGGAAGGAGCCCAAGGAAUGGAAGGAGCCCAAGGAGCCUAAGAAGCAAUUGAAGAUCCUGACUCGGCCAAAGCCGCGUCCCACCCUGCUCGAGGAAUUCAGGAGCUCAGAUUCUGUCUAUUUCCGAAAGCCUGGCAAUGAAUCGGUGAUUGGUGCUGGUACUUAUGGAAAGGUCUUCAAGGCGAUCCAUAUUUAUACCCAAAACAAGGUUGCUCUGAAGAAAAUACGAAUGGAGGGCGAGAAAGAUGGAUUUCCCGUUACAGCUGUGCGAGAAAUCAAAUUACUCCAACAUCUCCGCAACCAGAAUGUGGUCAGUUUACUUGAGGUCAUGGUCGAGAGGAAUGAGUGCUUCAUGGUAUUUGAGUAUCUCUCACAUGAUCUGACGGGUCUCAUUAACCACCCAACCUUUACACUCACAGCUGCCCACAAAAAAGAUCUCGCAAAACAGAUGUUUGAAGGCCUGAACUAUCUCCACCAUCGAGGCGUUCUUCAUCGCGACAUCAAAGCCGCCAAUAUUCUUAUUAGCAACACAGGACUACUGAAAUAUGCCGACUUUGGACUCGCCCGAUUCUUUUCCAAGAGUCGCCAGCUCGAUUACACAAACCGUGUCAUCACUAUCUGGUACCGGCCACCCGAACUUCUCUUGGGUGAAACCAGAUACGGACCGGCGGUGGAUGUUUGGAGUGCAGCUUGCGUGUACGUUGAAAUGUUCACGAAGAAAGCCGUUUUCCCUGGAGAAGGAGGUGAGAUAAGUCAACUGGAUAGGCUUUACAACUCCCUCGGUACUCCUAAGUUGCCCGACUGGCCGAACAUUGUCGAGAUGCCUUGGGUUGAAUUGAUGGGUCCCCGUGGGCGAAAACCAAGAAUAUUCGAGGAUGUAUACCGGGAGGUUUUAUCUCCGGCUGCUCUGGAUAUGGUGUCCCAAAUAUUCCGCUAUGAUCCUGCCAAACGGCCGACUGCUGAGGAAGUCCUUACACACCCUUACUUUACGUCUGAGGAGCCACAGCCUCAGCAGGCUAUCGAGCUCGAAAACAUUGAAGGUGACUGGCAUGAAUUCGAAUCCAAGGCACUGCGCAAAGAGAGGGACAAGGAAGCCCGUCGCGCAGAAUACCAAAAGGACAAGGAGAAGAGGAAAGCCACUUCGUCAGUCCCUCAAAGCGAGAGGGAGAUCAAACGUGUUAAGCAAGACAACGAUGACAGUCUCCAGCCUUCGGAGCAAUGAGUCAGUUUGCUGUUUCGAUGCUAUUCGAUCUACAAUGCUGAUCGCUUCUUCAAUUACCUUUCACCUAAUACUUACGACGGUUUCCAAGCCGUCCUUGCUUCGCAUCUUUGGGAGUCUUGCGAUGCUGGUCCUCAAUUUUUUUUGCAUUUUUCUCAUGCCCAAAAGGUUUAUGAAUGGGGAUUACGGAGCAGUUCUUUUGCCAAGGGAGUUACUCUUUUAGAUAAAUACUCUUGAAUGGGUGUAUUUAGUGUAUAGACUCGUAUUUUCAACAAUUUCCACACGUCACUUUAAUAAUAUGACUUCACACUUGGUAUUUGCAUUGGAAUCGGGAGUUAAAGGCUUUAAGACACGUGCCAUUUGAAG
Molecule: messenger RNA, 1907 nt
Organism: Aspergillus wentii DTO 134E9
Lineage: Eukaryota; Fungi; Ascomycota; Eurotiomycetes; Eurotiales; Aspergillaceae
Product: putative protein kinase
Exons: 3
Coding region: 12-1544 (510 amino acids)
Biological process (GO): positive regulation of transcription elongation by RNA polymerase II; protein phosphorylation; transcription elongation by RNA polymerase II
Cellular component (GO): nucleus; cyclin/CDK positive transcription elongation factor complex
Molecular function (GO): RNA polymerase II CTD heptapeptide repeat kinase activity; ATP binding; cyclin-dependent protein serine/threonine kinase activity
Source: RefSeq, a predicted model, not a curated record